AUGUUUGCCUCAGUAGCUUCGAAAAUAUUUUCGUAUUUUCUGGGCUCUUAUAUUGAAGAACUUGGCUCUGGGCAACUUGAACUUGCAAUUCUGAAUGGAAAUACGACAUUAUCAAAUCUAAAAAUUAAAAAGACGGCACUUCUUGGGCAUAAUAUACCUGUGGAAGUUCUAAAAGGAUGUAUACAUCGAAUUGACCUUACAAUUCCAUGGUCUUCUCUCUUCUCAAAAUCUUCAUUUUUUGAUGUUGAUGAAAUUUUCAUUUUAGGAACAAUUAAAUCAGACUCGUUACUAGAAUUAGAUAUAGAAACUCAAAAUAUACAUAAAGAAUUCGACGAAUUAUGCGCUCAAGAGCAAAUAGCAAAAGAAUCAGUAUUAUCAGGAAUUGUUGGAAAAUUACUGAACAAACUCGAAGCUACCAUAUCUAAAAUACAUAUAAGAAUCGAAUAUGAUAAUCCAAAUUCCGGAAAUACAUUAGCUCUUGGAAUUGUGAUUCCAAUAAUCAAAGCAACAACAAUUGAUUGUCCUGGAUUUUAUGGUCAACAAGAUGUAUUUAGGAAACUUAUAUCAAUACACGACUUUUCUAUUUACUUUGAUACGAAUACAACAAAAAUAAAUUUAGAUGACUUCAGACAUCAAAUGCACAUUCAAAUGGCAGAGAACCAUCAAUUCAUACUCAAAGAUUUUUCGUUCAAUUGCAUUUUUGAGCAUUCAAAAGGUAUAGAUAAUACUUAUAUCAACAGAUUCCAAAUUGACACGCCAGGAUUUGAUAUCAGACUCGAUCAGACUCAAUGGGAAAACAUUGUUAUACUGAAAUCAAUCAACUUGAGCUUCCUUCGAAUGAGAUAUUAUUCAUCAGUUGGAAGACCCAUUGAUUCUCCUAAAUCUCCAAACGAAAUCAUCUCCUGGUGGAGGUACGCAAGAAGAUGUGCAUUCAAAAAGCUUCAACCUCUCAAUUUUGACCCCAAAAAAGCGAUGAUUUUUUUGAGAAGUCGCCGUGAAAUGUUUCCUUUCAUGAAGACAUAUAUACAAAGCAAAAACAAAGAGAAAUUUAAUAGCAAAGUCAAACUACACCAGGACUUCUUCGGUGCUGAUGUUUUCUUAUGUUUAAUGACUUACUCAAAUUUCAUUUUGAAAAUUGAAAAUUCUAAAACAAAAAGUGACGGAAUUGACAUAACCGCUGAUGAAUUAAAGACCAUAUUAAAGGAGUCUGCACGCACUACAUACUACCACAUUGAUUUCACCAUAAAAGAAUUGAAAGUUUGCUUAAAUAAAGACGAUAAAAAUACUUUAUCGUCAAUUUUGUUCUCAAAUUUCAAAGGCCUUUUUACAUCAUCAGAAAAUGAGAGCAAAUCCAUUGAGUUCAAAUUAGGAGACAUCUUUGUACUGAAUAAUCUUGAUAAUUCGAAGAUUUUCUACUUGGAUCACGAACAAAACAAAAAUUCUUUGGAAGGAAAUAUCGAUUUCAUGCCAAAUAAAAGAUUGUUGGAUCUGAAAAUAAUUGGACAAAAUCCUUACUUGUAUUUGAACUUGAAAUUACUCAACAAACUCCAAAAAUUCUUUAAAGGUUCUUCAAUAUUUUUCGAAAAAAUUACUAAUAUAAAAAGUGACAAGAAACGUGACACAACCAGAUUAGAAAUUGAUCAUAUAUUAGAGACACAAAUAAAGAAGAAGAUAAACUACAAGUUUGGCAAAACAAAAAUUGUUAUUCCAACAGAAAAUGAAAUUGUCGUCUUUUUGGAUAAAAUUGACAUUUUGGCAGACGAUAAAAACUGUCAUCCUGUCAGAGAUGAUUCCAUUUCAUUCUAUGAAAGCUAUCAACUCAAUUUAGAGAAGUUUGGCAUCGAUGUUGGCGAAUAUCAAGUUUGCAAACCAUUUUCAACAGAAGCAAUUUUUCAGAAAUUGUUUAUUCCGAUGUCUUCUUUGCCAUCAUCGAAAAUUUUGUUGAAAAUCGAUGAUGUUUCAGUCAAACUCAAUAGAAAGAGUCUUAUGACACUUAUGAAUUUACAAAAGAUAUUCCAAAUCGAUGAAAUAGACGUAAAUAAAACAAAAACAGAAUUCAAAGAAAUGAAAAGUGGAUCCAACUUUUUCAUGUCACUUUUGUUUGAAAAAAUCAAUUUCUCUCUCGAAGGAAAACAACUUUCCACAUAUUCUUUAGAAGGAAUGAAAAGUGAAUUGACAACAGGAGACAACGGAAUGAACUUGAAUUUGGAGUUUCAAACAAUAAAAGCCGUUGAUUUGAGCAAUUCUCUGAAAUUUUUGGCAGGAAGUGUAGAAGAAAAAGCUUUCGAAGGAAAUUUGUUGUUAUCUGACAAAACGGUUUUGACGGCGGUUUUUAACAAGCCAGAUAUAGCAAUGACAUUUAGUUAUGUAAUGAAUUUGGUUGAUUUCUUUACGUUUAGUUCUGAAGAUGAUGAAAAAUCAAAACAGAGUGAUUCAAUUUUUAUGAUGGAUGUCAAAAUCAUUUCUCCUCUUUACGCGUUAGGUUUUCCAGCAAAAGAAAACAAAUUAUUGAAUCUGUUUUUCGAUAUGUCAGAAAUGUCGAUCAUUUUCAAUUCCAACGAAAAGGAAAGUUUGUUAAUUCCUUUCGAAAACUUAACAAUGAAAACUCUCCACAAAGAAAUAUUGAAAUCUGAAAAGUGUCAAAUGAAAAUGUCAGAAAUUGAAGGAAGAAGUCACUUUUUCAUGGAUUUACCAACAUGUGUUUUUGUGAUGGACCAAUACAACUAUAGAUUGGUCAUGGAUUUAGCUGAAUACAUUCCUUUCUUCUUGGAUGAACUUAAAAAUGAUGCUUUCGUGCCAAGAGAUGAUUCUGAUGAAGUUUUGAGUCUAAAAAUGCUCAAAAAUUUGUCAACUCCAAAUUUAGUUCCAAAAAGUGACAAUACUCAGAAAACUGACAGUAUUUUGGCACCUCCCGAAACUAAGAAAGAGGAUUUAGUUGUUCAUGUUAUUUCUGAUUUGAUGAACAUUGAGUUUUAUGAAGGAGAUUGUCACUUCUUGGAUAUUUCUGUUUCAAACUUUAAUUAUCAAUUGAUUGAUGAUAAAAAUUUGAUAAAAAUGGGUGAAAUGAACGGAAAAUUCCCUGAUAACGUAAUAUUUGCUAAUAUCAAAGGUUUAAAUGUUAAAUUUGAAAACAGAAUUACAGAUGUAAAUUUUGUUGAUGAAAUGUUUAUGAAUUUAAGACUGAAAGAAACCAAUUAUUUGUAUAUAAUGUUUAUGGACGAAUCAUUGAAAGAAAUAUUAUAUUAUGACAGAGCGAAAAUCAUGGAAUUAUCAAAAGGAUUAAGUCCAAUUAAAACGAAUAUCGAAAUGAAAAAAAUCACUGCAAACAUGUCAAAAGAAAAUUUCGUUUAUUCUGAAGUUAAAAUGGAUGAGAUGUUUAUCAAUGUUGAAUUAACAAAACCUGAUGUCCACACAAUAGUUACGAUAAAUGGAAUCAAAGCAACAACUGAUAAAUUAGGAGAAAUCACGGAUUUCAUUGAUAUUGAUGGAAAAUUCUAUUUCGAAAUGGUUGAAAACAAAAUUAUUGUCAACUCCAAAGACUUAGUUAUAAUGAAUUACCAACAGCAGUUUUUCAUGGAUUUCGUGCAUUAUACAACAGGAAUAAUGAAUGAAAGAGUUUAUAACCCUCUUUCUCCUGUCAAACUGAAAUUGUUUAAUUACAUUAUUGAUUUUUCAAAAAUAGAAUUGAAAAUGUUGCCAAGAUCUGAAAUUGGAAGAGAAUGCGGCUUUGUUGUUUGCAUGGAUGACUGUGAAGUCAAAUCAGAUGUUAAUGAUUUGAAUAUAAUGAAUAUUUCUUUGAAAAACAUUAUCGGUUUAUCUCCAAAAGGUGACAAAAUUUUCUCGACAUCAGACUUUUCUUUUCCAUUGAAAUUCAUUACUAGUUUUGAUGUUCCUCCUUUAAGUGAAGGCUACGAUCCAAAAAUGAUUGCUGAAUUCAAGAAUCCACCUGUUAAAUAUUUGCAUGCAAUUGAUUUUGAUAUCAAAAUUGAUAAUUGUGAGUAUUUUUACCAAAGAAACCAAACAAAGCAAAUGUGCGACGUUUUCUGCACAUUCUUGGAUUUUGAAUACAUAAAACCAGAACCGUUUAAACUCGUUUACAAUGUUGAUGUUAAUGUAAACAAAAUAACGGCAGAAUUUGACGUUUUACAUUACGUGGCAAAUGUCAAAAAUUUUUAUUUUAAGAUGCGAGGCAAUGAUCAAUAUAUCUCUAUGGGAGAAGCAGUUUUAAAGAGACCAAAUAAUAAAACUAUUGCAAAACUCGAAGAAAAUUCUAAAAAUAUCUCAAUGGAAAUGGAAAACAACAAAAAGAACUUGAAAAUCAAAUUGUUUUCAAUUUUGUUUUUCUAUGACCAAAAUAAAAUGGUCAAUUUAAUGAGACUUCUUUACAGAUCUCCCUUCUUGCUGACAAAAUGGGGAAUGACACCAGAAAAACCAACUCCAAUGAUUACAGAAAUUGACAGAAUUAGAGCGGUUUUGCCGGUUAUGAAAAACGGAAAUUUGUUACUUUUAUUUGAUGGCCAACUUUUGAACAUUUUAGAAGGCGAUGACAUUUAUUUCGAAGCCAAGAAUUCGAAGCUGAAAUUGAUUGGAAACAAAUUGAAAUAUUUCUCAAUUGUUGAAGAUUUCAAUUUCUCUUAUUCCGACAAAUAUAAAGAUAAAACAAACAUAACUGAAUACAAAUUAGGUGACACAAAGAUUAAUCUAAGUGUAACUGAUAUAACAGCUUUGUAUGUUAUCUUCAACAAGAUGAAAUUAUUCAUUGAUGUUUGUGUGAACGAAAAAGUGAAAAAUUCAAAAGUUGAAGUUACAAAUCACAUCCAAAAGUUUGAUUUUGGAAAUUUGGUUUUCGAAAUUUACAAGAACAAAUUGCAAAAAUCAUUUUUCAUUCCUUUAUUCAGGUUCAUGAUUAAUCCAAUUUGUUUUACUUUCGAUCCUCUUUCUGAAUCAAAAUUAACUUUGUUGACUUCUUCUUUUGAUUCUAAAAACACAAACAACCAAAUGUGGGAUAUGUUUGUGGAACCAAUAACUUUGUCUUUCUUGUCAAAACCAAUCCCUGACCAGAACUAUUUGCAAGUUGAUGUAAAUAUCAAAAAUUUGAAUGUCAACUUUGCUCAUUCAAUUUUGACACAAAUUCAAAAAGUGACAGAUGAAAUCAAAACGUCAAUUGAAACAAAAAGUAUCACUUUGGUUUAUUCCACCAAAAUCAGAGUUCAAAAUGAUUUGGGAACGAAAGCAAAGUUUGGUUAUAACGACAAACAAAAGUUUUUCGUUUUAGACAAGAAUGAAUCACAAGAAUUUCAAUGUCAAGACGAUAGCGACGAUAACGAUUAUAUUUAUUUUUGGUUUGGCGAAAAAAUCAUUUCUUUGAAAGUUUCUGACUUCACUUUUCCACUUUUCAUUUCUCCUUUCAUUGUUGUUUAUGUUGUUAAAUCUCCUGGUGAAGUGACCAUUGUUUUCAGCUCACUUUUGCGAGUAACUAAUUUAACAAACAAUGAAUUGUCACUUUUGACAAAUGAACGAAACAACAAAUACAAUUUUAUUGAACAGAUUGAGCCAAGUAAAACAAAAUCUGUUGCUUGGAUAUAUAAUGAAGAAACAAACUUAACAUUUAGCCUUAAAACAUCUGACGGAUUCAUUCCAAAUCAACUGAUUUCAUUCAAGAAAUUGAGGGAAUCAUCGCAAUUGUUCAAACUUAAAUUUGAAAAAUCAAGUUUGGAUUUGAUUUUGGAAAGUAAAACGUCAAAUGUUACAGGAAUAACAGAAGUUGUUAUUGGAUACAGGACAAUUAUCGAGAACCAGUUAAAUGAACCAUUGAAUCUCAAAGUUCAAGAAAAAGAAACAGUUUAUUUCAGAAUUGAACCAAAUUCUUUUAUUUCUUCUUCAAUAAAUAUUUCGAAAAUUUGUGGUUCUUUGAAUAAUUUGACUGUGCUCCCUGAUAAAAUGGAAAAUGUUGUCUUGGAUGAUGAAAAACUUUCAAUAAUCCCUGUUCUAACAAAAGCAAAUUCCAAACCGAUAAAUUUAGCACUUUUUGUCAAAAAACAAAACUUCAAAACAAAAAUUUCCAUUUUUAGUCCAUCGAUUAUUUUGAAUCAAACUCCAUUCAAGUUGAAUUAUCUCAAUGAUAACAUGCAACUUAAAAACAACAUCAAACAAAAGGCUGUUUAUUGGAGUGAUGACAAUUUCUUCAAAUCAAAAUCAAAAUCAUUAAAAUUGAAUUUGACUUUGGAGAAUGAAACAGAAAGUGAAGUGAAAAUUGAUUGUUUGGCCGCAGGAACAAUUGAUCAAAUCUUUAUUCCACUUUCUAAAACUGACAAAAUCUAUUUACCUCUUUCCUACAAAAUCCAAUCAGGAAAUCAAAAUUUGUUUUCAUCAAUUGUCACUUUUAAGCCGUUAUUAACCGUCACAAACCUUCUCAAAUACGGUUUUACGUUAGAACCAAUCAUUUCUUUAGAAGACACAACAAAAACAGGUCAUUCAAUCUACAUUUCCUCAGGAUCUUGUGAAACUGUUAAAUUAUGUACAGAAAAUUUGACUUAUAUGUUAUCGUCUGAAAAAAGUGACAGAAGAAUUCCAAUUUCUUUUGGCGAACCAAUUAAAUUCGUGACAUUCAUCACAGAAAACGAGAAGAUAAUGUUUGAAGUCAAUGAAGAUGAUGACGGAAUAUUAAAAGGAACAAUUUCUGCCGCAACAAUUGAAAAGAGUUAUUGUAUUUCGAAUUUAACUGAUUAUGAACUAAAAAUCAAGCAGAAAAAUGGUAAAAUAUUUGAUUUCGUUAAAUCCCAGACAACUUCUAUUGUUGCUUUUGAGUUGCCUUAUUCAGAACACGUCUUAAUUCUUCAAAUUAAUAAUAACGAACUUUCUGUCAACGCCGAUAAAAUCACUUCACCUUUCCAAGUUGGCCAAUUUUGGUUAGAAGUUAAAUCGAGAGAAAAUGGAAUGAUAUCUAUUGUUAUUCAACAAAAUGAAAUAGAAAUCAUUCAGAAACAAAAAUAUUUGUUGAUAUUUUUAAUCAAUUCUCUUUCUUUAUCUUUGAUUGAUGAAAAAUUCAAUGAAUUGUCACUUUUAACGUUCAAAAACUUGAAAUUUGAACUGAAAACAUUGAAAUCUACUUCAUCAAUUAAAGUUUGUUUGGAACAGAUGCAAAUAGACGACCAAAAUUCUUUGGCAUUAUUCGAUUGCGUUUGUUAUGGAAUGAAAAAAGAAAACAAUGAUUUUAUAGAAUUUAGUUGCGAAAUAUACGAUGAUUUGAAGAAUUUCGAAUCAAUAGAACUGAAUGUCCAACCAUUAUAUCUCAAGCUUGAUGUUUCUUUCAUUUGUGAAAUGUUUAAUUUCUACAAUUCUUUUGUUAAAUCUCAGGAAAUUGAUUUUUAUUCGAAUUCAGAGUCAACAAACAAAGAAAACAACUUAAUUAUUUCGUCGAAAUCUUUCUUAAUUCACGAAAUAAAUGUUUUCGUAACAGUAGAAAACAAAAACACAAGAGAUGUUGAUACAGAAAAUGUCCCUGUUUUUAUCAAAUUCAUUCCGAAUUUGAAUGAAGGUUUGUUGCAUCUUCCUGAGCUUCCUUUAUCUGAUUUCGUGUCGACACAAAACUUCUUGACACAAAGAUUGAUUAAACCGUAUUUAUUCGGUGCUUUAAAGCAGCUUUUGAAGCUACUUCUCCAUCACGACAUCUUCAUGAAUAUUGGAGGAGUGACAGCGAAUAUCGUGAAUGGUUUCGAUCGUCUAAAAAGUUCUCCAAGUCGUGCUCUUUGCCAAAUAACUCUUGGAACUGCUUUCGCUGCAGGAGAAGGAGUUCUUGGAAGUGUUUCCCAUUUGAUGCACUCUAUUUACGAUGCGGAAUCUACUUCAUCAACAUUUUAUGGCGCAAGAGAUUCUUUGAUCAAUGGAAUUUCAGCAAUUCCACAAUCAUUAAAUGACGGAAUUGUCGGAAUAAUUGCAGACCCGAUUGAUGGAGCACAAAGAGAAGGUUUCUCUGGUUUUGCCAAAGGAUUUGGAACAGGAAUUGUUGGUUUAGUUGCUCGUCCUGUCAUUGGAAUUGUGGAUGGCGCUGCUUCGAUUGUUGGAGGCGUGAGAAAGGCAAUUGAAGGAAAAGAAGAAGGUCCAAAAAGAAUCAGAAAAGAAAGAGUUAUGCCGAAUUCUUCCAUAAUUCCUUAUUCACCAGAAUUGAGUGAAAUGCAGCAGACAAUCAAUGAAUCAAUCAUUUGCUACUUCCAUGAUAUUUUGAGACCAAGUUCUGUUGUGAUUUCAAACAAUUUUAUUACAGUUUUUGAUGUAAAAGGUUCUGAGAAGAUUCCAAUUAUUUCGAUAAUCGCAGCAACUGUGAAAGGAAACAGACUGGAAUUAUCAGUCAAAGAUCAAAAAAGACAAAAGAUUAGUUUCGAAAUUGCUCAAAAAGAAACAGUAGUAUAUGUUGCAAGACUUCUUUCUUCUCGUGCAAAUGCAAUUGCAUCAAAUACUGCAAGAUUCUUAUAA
Trichomonas vaginalis G3 is the source of this 8472-nucleotide messenger RNA. RefSeq names its product regulation of parkin-mediated stimulation of mitophagy in response to mitochondrial depolarization. NCBI's taxonomy places the organism in Eukaryota, Parabasalia, Trichomonadida, Trichomonadidae. Gene Ontology annotation, biological process: protein targeting to vacuole; protein retention in Golgi apparatus. The transcript has a single exon. Gene Ontology annotation, cellular component: extrinsic component of membrane. The coding region runs from base 1 to 8472 and encodes 2823 amino acids. The record is from RefSeq and is a predicted model, not a curated record.